AUCCGGAGAUCGUGCCAAAGAGUGCACCUGAGGCCAGAGGAAUAGACUUUUGUGGUACUAAAAAAACCUUCUACAUCAUCCGUUCCGAUGUGGGUGUCUACAUGAGUUGCGAAGAUAUUCACACUGGAAAACGUAUCAAGAUUCACCGUUUAAGUGAGGCCUGUAGAUGGGGCGAUCAUUACUUGGCCACUAACUCUUAUUUCUACAUCAUUAAAGGAGAUGAGUAUCGCAGAGUUACCGACCUGAGUAAAGACGAUGACGCUGUGGUUUACCCUCUUCAUUGCAACUGUCGCGGAGGAAGCGGCUACUACUCUGCCUUUGGUAAUUGGUACAUCGUGUUUGCCAAGAGAGGCACCUACAGACGAGUGAGUAACAUGAACAAAGAUGAAGACGCCGUUGAAUAUAAAAUCCACCAAGCGUUCCAAGAUGGCAUCUAUUUCUGGGGUACCAAGAAUUACGUCUACUGUCUGGAGCAGGCUGGAAAAUGGGGUGUCACCUAUCACAGAAGCACCAACAUGAACUUGAACAAAGAUUGCAAAGACUUCAGCGUGCACGAGUCAGUGCUCAAGUUCCUCCCUGGUGGUAUGGCGCAAACCUAUGGAAAAGUGUUCGGGUGUUGGAAAGAAGUAAAAUGUCUUCGAAACGACUCCGACACUGCUAUUGAAUGGGAAAAAACCAUCAAGAAAACCGUUGGAUUUGACAGGAGCACAAUGUCCUCCAUAGAGUCUGAAUGGUCCAUCGAGACGACAAUAAGCGAAGAAAAGGAGAUUAAAGCCCAAGUUUCUAAAUUGAUUGAGUGUCUCUGUAAAGUUCAGUAUGGCCUCAGGGAGACGUUUGGUGGAAAGAUGGUCAACACAGAGCAGUUCAAGUGGAGUGACACAACUGAAAUAGAAGAAACCGUUAAGGUGAAAAUCCCACCGAAUACCAAGCUGUACGUUUGGCAGUUUCAAAUGGGCUUUGGAGAGAAGAAUAACCUCUUCAGUCUUGACACUGCUAUCACAUACGAUGAAACACCACCUGAGAAACGAUUAGAGUACUUUAAGCAUUAGCAUCUAAAAGUGUGACACAAAUGAACCUUGGUAAGAACUGUGAAUGCUAAAGUUUACUCUGAGUGUAGAUAGGUGUGUUUUGAGAUUUCUUAUCUUUUUCCUGUACUCGUUGAGCAGUAUACACCACGCUUUUUGAGAAUUAAUUAUAUACUGCAUUAAGUUUUUUCCGCUAACUAAAGUCUCAUGUGAUCAUGUAUUCCUAGAAUAAUAGC
This is a messenger RNA of Pocillopora damicornis (cauliflower coral), 1261 nucleotides long. RefSeq lists its product as uncharacterized. The record is from RefSeq and is a predicted model, not a curated record. NCBI's taxonomy places the organism in Eukaryota, Metazoa, Cnidaria, Anthozoa, Scleractinia, Pocilloporidae.